ACAAUAAUUACAGUACUGUACACACCCCUUAAAAUUAUCAGACUGGUCCGUCCCAAACUGGCCGAACAAGUGUCAAAACAAACGUUGCGUCGACACGUCGACAGUGCGUCUAAAAACAUAAGUGCAAAGUCCGACUUCCUACCUUUCACGAGCGCAGGCUGAUAAGGUAGACAUGUCUGGUUCCUCCCAGGUCAUGCUGAAGACGUCAUUCUGGACCAACGUGUUCAUAGGAGGUGGGCUGGUGUUCCUGGCCCUCGUCUUCUACCUGGGUGCCAUCCACCUGCCCAACAGCGAUCCUGAGAAAAGCGUGUCCCUCAGCAGGAAUCAGGAAGGUGGACAAGACGGUGUUGUCAACAUGAGUGACCAGAUCUACCCCCACAUCAUUGAGUUUGGCGGAGCUCGAGUGUGGUACCAGGAGAAAUCACCCCCCAACCCGAAGUGUGACGUGCUGCUGUUACACGGGCAGGCCUUCAUCUCACAGACCUGGGUGGACCUGGGGACAGUGGACAAGCUGGCAGCCGCGGGGUGCAGGGUCGUGGGGCUGGACUUACCAGGCUAUGGCAAAUCAUGGAUGGCAUCCAGGGGCCAAGAUCCCAUCAAGGCACCUGGGUUCCUGCACAAGUUCAUCACUGCUGCCAAGAUGAAUAAACCAUUCAUCGUGAGCCCCUCUAUGAGUGGCUCUUUCUCCAUGUCUCACCUGAUGGAACAUCCAGACGACAUCUCAGGCUUCAUCCCAGUUGCCCCAAUGGCCACGGAAAAUUACAAACCGGAUGAUUAUAAGAAAAUUAAGACCCCGACUCUCAUUAUCUACGGUGAGGAAGACAAGAACCUGGGUGUGCAGUCCUACGAGAGGCUGAAGGACCUGCCCAACUCUCAGGUCCACGUCCUGCCCAAGGCUAAACACCCCUGCUACUUGGACCAGCCGGACAUGUUCCAUCACCUAGUCACUGAGUUUAUCCAGAGGAACACCAAGGACUGAGGAACAGUGUUCUUAGAUGGUCCAGGUUAAUAAACCUGUUCAUAGUUCCAACUGCACAUGCAAAGUAGGGUGCAUUGUGAGUAAGGGUUAAGAAAAAAAUGUUGUUUCCCAUUUUAGUUGUGAAUUAGGGCCAGUACAUGUAGGUAGGAAUUAUCUUUUUUUUAAGUAUUUGAAAGUAAAACUGAAAUGCAUGAGGAAACUUAUAUUUUCAAUGUCAAACUUUACUUUUGUACAUAAUGGUUACAAAUCUGCUGUAGCUAGAUUCAUUCUUCAUUAGAUAGCACAGGCAGGAAGCGGGCUGAAUAAAAUUUCUAACUGGAAACAAUGUGACUCCACUGUCCAUCCCCCCCCCCAAAAAAGGUAGUGUCUGCAGGUUUUUCUAGUAUAGUUUGGGAAACAGGUUUAACACAUUUUUUUCUAGGCCUAAUAUGUCAAAGGUAAAGGCCCCUGAGUUGUGACCAUGAUUGAAGCAUAUAGUACAAGAGACGUGUUUAUGUCUCAGCUGGGGCCUUCACCUUUAAUAAUUUACCCACAAUGCAUCUCACUAUACAUGUACGUUGGAGCCAUGAACAGGGUUAUAAGAUGCAGUGUUCUAAAAAUAAGGUCUUAUAUUUUUUUCUAAUUGCAUAUAUGUAAUGCUUGUUCCUCGACUUUUGUAGAAUCAGCUGCAAGAGGAAUUUAGAAGUAGAUAAGGAAAGAGUAAUUAUAGCUGUUUAAAAUGGUUGUGGUAAAAUGUUGUACCAUUCUUAAAAUGUUUGUGGUUUAGCACCGUAACAGUUGUAUUUUACCUCUAGGUUUAAUGUUUAAAAGGGGGAAUGAUUAAUAGCUUGAAGUAGGGAUAUAUGAAUGGGCAUUGUAUUGGAAAUUAAUGUGAAAAAAUCUUUUUUGUCAAAUAUGAACAUUAUAUUCAUUAUCUUAAUUCAUAUUCAGAACACUGUUCUAAACAUGUCAUGACACACAAACACAUGUGAAAUACACAUGUACACACAUGUGUGUUGCUAAAAUGAUCUGUAAUUUUCCUGAGCACAGUGCUAGCUAAAAUAAGAGUAGUUGUUUUUUUCUGCAUAUUUAGUAGUUGUUUUUUUCUGCAUAUUUACACUGUGUGUGCAAUACUAAAUUGUAGCUAUUGUAGCGCAUUGUUCUCCAUACAGUGUAUAUACUUGAAUGUAUUCUGAUGUGAGAGAAAAUGUCCUCAGAUGAAGGUAAAUUUGUCUCAAAUGUAACUUUGGGUUAUUCAAUUUCUAUGAGUUUUCAAUUGCUGCACCUUGCAUGGAAACAAUGUCAUUACAACUCAUACAAACUACACUUAGAAUUUCUUCUAUUAUCAGAUCAAGAAGAAUGUCAGAUGACUUA
Branchiostoma floridae (Florida lancelet) is the source of this 2332-nucleotide messenger RNA. RefSeq names its product protein ABHD14A-like. NCBI's taxonomy places the organism in Eukaryota, Metazoa, Chordata, Leptocardii, Amphioxiformes, Branchiostomatidae. The transcript has 5 exons. The coding region runs from base 173 to 979 and encodes 268 amino acids. The record is from RefSeq and is a predicted model, not a curated record. Gene Ontology annotation, cellular component: cytoplasm.